AUGACUGUUACAUAUACAGCUCGGGUGGCCAAUGCCCGCUUUGGGGGCUUCUACAAGCUGCUGAGCCUAUGGCGUGGGAGCAUCUAUAAGCUGCUGUACAAGGAGUUCCUGGUCUUCUCGGUUUCCUAUUUGGGACUAAGCCUUACUUAUCGGUUUGUCUUAAAAGAAGAUCAGAAACGGAUUUUCGAAAAGGUGGUCAUUUAUUGCAACAAGUAUGCCAAUCUCAUCCCUAUCUCCUUUGUUUUGGGCUUCUAUGUAACGCUGGUAGUAAACCGGUGGUGGAGCCAGUACACCAGCAUGCCAAAGCCAGAUCGCUUGAUGUGUGCCAUCUCUGGAAACGUCCAUGGUGUAGAUGAGAAGGGACGGCUUUAUCGACGGACACUCAUGCGCUAUUGCAGUCUGUCAGCAGUCUUGAUCUUGCGCUCAGUCAGCAUUGCUGUGUUCAAGCGCUUUCCCACCAUGGACCAUGUGGUGGAAGCAGGAUUCAUGACUCGUGAGGAACGCAAGAAAUUUGAAAAUCUCAACACUUCCUACAAUCGAUACUGGGUCCCCUGCAUUUGGUUUACCAACUUAGCUGCACAGGCACGUAAAGAAGGCCGCAUACGUGACAACUGUGCUUUCAAGUUGCUCAUGGAGGAACUGAAUCAUUUUCGUGGCAACUGCAGCAUGCUUUACCACUAUGACUGGAUCAGUGUACCAUUAGUAUACACUCAGGUGGUUACCAUAGCUGUAUACAGCUUCUUCUUUUCUUGUCUAAUUGGAAGGCAAUUCCUCGAUCCAGCCCAAGGUUAUGAAGGACACGACCUAGACCUGUGGAUUCCUGUUUUCACCCUGCUUCAGUUUUUCUUCUACUUUGGAUGGCUCAAGGUGGCUGAGCAACUCAUCAACCCUUUUGGAGAGGACGAUGAUGACUUUGAAACCAAUUUAUUGAUUGACAGGAACUUUCAGGUCUCCAUGAUGGCUGUGGAUGAAAUGUAUGGGGAUCUGCCUCUCCUGGAGAAGGAUAGAUAUUGGGAUGCCUCAAACCCACGAGCCCCCUAUACGGCAGCUACAGUUUUUCUGCUGCAGCAGCCCUCAUUCCAAGGCUCCACUUUUGAUGUGAGACUGGCCAAAGAGGAUAUGCAGUUCCAGCCUCUGGAGGAGAUUGCCGAGGACCUUGAACAGAGCCACCAUGUGCCUGCCCAUCUCUUUAACCGACUGCUGUCUACAGCUCCUACCUCAGGCGGUUUUGGGCGCCGUCUCUCUCUCCUGAAGCGCAAGAACAGCUGUGUUUCAGAGCCAUCAACCACCUACAGCUGCCUUUGUCAGGACAUGCAGACCAUUGACUGCACAUGUACCCCACAUGGCAAUCAGCAGAUGCGCAGUAACAGCAUUCCUUUCAUCCCUGAAGGGGCAGGAGACUCUGGCCAUGAUACCAGCAGCCCAGGAAAGGAAGCCCACAGCCUUCUUCCUGAGUCUCACAUUGUUGAGCUGGGUGAACUUCCUCAGAGCGCUUCGGUCCAGGAGAAUGUUACAGCUGCCCCCCAAGAUCCAGAGCCCCUUGUGGAUACAUCAGUUAAUACAAAUGUUUUGUCUUGGCCUCUGCUAGAACAUGACUCUUCAGACACUUCCUUUCCUCACAACCCAAAGGACGUGCCCAGCAAGGGGGUCAGCUAUCCCCCAUGGCUGCAGAGCCCCAUUGAAGAGGAAAAUAUGGUAUGA
Molecule: messenger RNA, 1701 nt
Organism: Thamnophis elegans (Western terrestrial garter snake)
Lineage: Eukaryota; Metazoa; Chordata; Lepidosauria; Squamata; Natricidae
Gene: BEST2
Product: bestrophin 2
Exons: 9
Coding region: 1-1701 (566 amino acids)
Molecular function (GO): chloride channel activity
Source: RefSeq, a predicted model, not a curated record